Messenger RNA from Cajanus cajan (pigeon pea), 376 nucleotides. Lineage: Eukaryota; Viridiplantae; Streptophyta; Magnoliopsida; Fabales; Fabaceae. The record is from RefSeq and is a predicted model, not a curated record.
GUUUAUUGCGCUUAAAUAUAUGCACCUUCCUUUCAAAACUCUCUGAUUGUAGAAUUAUAUCACAACGAUGGGUCUGAGUCUCAAUUUUGUCGUGGAACAAAACCAGGUACUUUUCUCAGGAAAUUCUUGUGUAAAGUUGGUGAUACUAAACAGACCUGAGAAGCUAAACAGCCUUAACCAUGAAAUGAUUUGCCGAAUAAAAAAGAAUUUAGAGUUGUAUGAGAAGGAUCCUUCAGUCCAACUUGUGAUACUGAAGGGCAAUGGAAAAGCUUUCUGUGCCGGUGGUGAUGUGGUAUCAGUCAUUACUUCCUCAAUUGUAGGUAUAGCUUCUCCAAAACCAGCAAAAAAAAAUAUGAUAUAAAACUAUAACCGGUGA